UAUCCAGGCUACGUCAUGGCCGGCGCGUAUUACCCCCCGGCGCCCUACGCGGCGCCGGCGACGCCCGACGACUUCGCCGACUACAUGUGGAUAGAGAACGAGGAGGAGUUUGACAAUCAGGUGAUACAACAGUUGGAGGAGGAGGCGUUGAUGGAGCAGUGUAUAGAGGCGAUGUUGGAGGACGAGCAGAGGGAGAGGCGCAGGCCGAACGGGCACCAUCAGUAUCCCACAACCAGCAACGGUGCUUCAUCGCUGUCCCUCGAGGAGACCGUGGCCCGCUCUCGCCUCAACCCGCUCGCCGCCGAGUUUGUUCCCACGGCCGCCGUCACUAGGACUGUUACAGAAGAGAAACGAGACACGCCGGAGACUCCGAGCGCGGAGUCCCAGCAGUCGGAGCAGGAGGAACAGAAACCCGAGGAGACUGAACAGCUCACAGACACACACACAGAACCGCAGAUAGAACCCACGCCGCCCCCUACGGACCCGCCGGAAGUGUCCGCGGCGGACGUUCAGACAGACGACAAGCGGAAAGACAAACACAGCAAGAGAUCUGAGCCGAAGAGAGCGGUCAGAGACAACAAGGCUAAAGGGAAGGCCGCGCAAGUUAAAGAGGCGACUAAGGUCGGGAAGAAGGAGGAGAGGCGAGAGGGGAGGGUGGGCAACAGCGGGGACGACAGCGAUGGGGAUGUUCAGCCCCAACCGGCCCCAGUGGAAGAGCAAACCGGCCCCAAACCCAUAAACUACGCGGCGGCCGCCAAAGCGAACAAACCCAAAAAGCCCAGCACGCCGCCCGCCGCGGAGAAGACGUCGCCCGUCCCCACCGCUGGCACCAAAAUUGACAAGAAGAAGGUCGACAAACCCGUGCAGAGGAAGAAUUCGGCCAAGUGAGAGAGAUGGAACGAUUGUAAGUUUGUAAAAAGGAUAGGGACGGAAUGAGUGUUCGGUUUCUUUUUUAUCUGCCGAUUGUUUUUGUGUUUCGAAUUGUUUUUAAGGGAAGCUGUAGUUUUUUUUAGCGAUGUAGGUAUAAUCGAAUGAUAUAAACUGGAUUCACAGAUGAUUUGUUGGAUUUAAAAUAUUAUCGCGUCUGUGUUCUAGACAGAGCCUGAAUAUUUAAACUGUAGCGGUUUGAUCAGUGAAUAGUCUGUAUUUUUAAUUUUUUUUGGUCGAAAUGUGGUAAUAUAAUUGUAUAGGAAAUUGGGAUGAAUGAUGAUCAAAGUUUAAGAUAAAAUUACAAUUGCAAUUUUAAAAUAUUUUUUUUCGUGAAUGAUAAAUAAAUGUCACUGAUUGUAUUUUGAAAAAAAAAGAAUGAGAAUAGAAAAUUUGAUAAUUACUUUAAGUAACGAAAUUUAAUGAUUUAUCUAUGGCCAUGUCGACCACAUAAAUUAUUUUUUUUUAAUACUUAGCGUGCAAAUUCUACUAGCUUCGCGGCCACACGUGAUAAUCUAUACUAUAAUAUUAUAAAGCUGACGAGUUUGUUUGUUUGUUUGAACGCGCUAAUAUCGGGAACUACUGGUUCUAAUUGAAAAAUUAUUUUUGUGUGCAGUAGACCAUUUAUCGAGGAAGUCUUUAGGCUAUUUACCAUCACGCUACAACUAUAAGGAGGAAAGAAAUAAUAGCAAUUGUAAAAAAAAACGGGGAAAAUUAUUCCUCCUUGAUGGCCUCAAUGAUGCCCAAAAUAAAUGUACCACGCGGACGAAGUCGCGUGCGCAGCUAGUAAUAACAUAUUUGUGAAACUGAAAAAAUCGGCAGUUAAAAAAAAUCAACAGUGAAAAAAAAAACGUGAGCGAUCGAACGUCGACGCUUUAAGCGGUUUUUUUUUUUGGAUAACCGUAGAUCAUAUUUCUACGAUGUCUUGUGUCGUUUGCGCAUGUUUUCAAUUGUGAAAUAGCACGUUUUAUUCAUAAAUAAUAACAAUAUUGUCACGUUUAUAAAUCGCAUUGUACGACGGCGCGGAAUAUCGCAUUAAAGCAACCUACCGCCUACCGAAUUGAACCGGAUAAUGACUCAGCAGAAUAACAACCUUAUUUACAUAACACAACAACACAAAUAGCAUGGUUAUUUUGAAAAAGUGUAUGUAUGUAUGUAUAUCAAGUGAUAUAGCCCAAACGACACGAAACACUAACUGCGUAUAAGGUUUACAUACAAGCCGCGGCGGUCCUAGGUACGAAUGCCAUUUCGAAUAAUUGAAUAGUUACUGAUUAAAAGGUUAAGACAAAAAUAAAAUAAAAAUACCACAAAUUCAUACAUAGUUUACGUCUUUACCCCUUACGGGACAGACAGAGUCGCAAAGCUCACGCUCGAUUUAGAAACUUCUAUAAUGGAAUCAGUUAGUGAAUUAUUUUGGACUUUAAAUUCAGUUAUAUUAGAAGUAUUUUUUUUAAAUAAAUUAUUUCAAUCUCUAACCUUGAUGUUGUAGUAAUAUAUGGCAGUUGUACCUAGGUUUUGUAUAGUAAAUGUAUAUGUUUAAAAUUAUAAUUAUGAUAAAUUUAGUAUAUAUGUGAUAUUGACAUUAAGCAUUUUUUUUAAAGUUCUAAUGAAUAAAAAAAAGUAAAAAAAAAACUGUAUAAAAAUCUAAUUUUAAAAAUAGUAUUACGUUAGUGUUCACGGCUGGGUAGUGAUAGGUUUCUAUUUUAAUUUUUUUUAUAAAUAAGGAUUUUGAGAGAGUCAUUAACUAAAAAUUCUUUCGAAAGUAUGUUAUGCAACAGAGAUAAUCUUUUGGGGAAGUUAUGGGGGGCUAUUUUUAAUAGGGAAUUUAAGAAUGCUUUGAAAAUCUAUUAAAAUGGUCACUUGUUCUUUAUAUAUUCAGUGUGAUUUUAAGUUGUUUAAACAGUUACAAUUAUAACUUUAAGGCAAAAUUAUAGGUUUUAAAUGUUGACAAUAUUUUAUCUAUAAUUUUUUGUGCUGUAUUUUAAUAGUUUUUUUUUUUUGAUUAAAUUUAAGGCCCAGUCUGUGAAGUUUAGAUAACAGAUUCAGUGACACAAAAAUACAAUGAUAAUAAAAUGAAAUAAAUAAUUUGAUCUGUAUUUAAAAAUAUAAGAAAACUGCCUAAAAUAUUUAACGUGCACUAGGAAAAUGUUUUUUGUAAUAAUAAUAAUAAAAAAAAACGAAAAAAAUAUUGUUUUUUGUGUCACUGGAUUUCAUUAAGGAGUAAGCCGUAUGGCAGUCCAUUAUAAUCCUACGUAGAAAAUAUUAAAAAGAAAAUAGUCUUGUACAUUUUAUGAAAGUUAAAAAAUAAAAAUGUAUAUGAAAAAAAAAGUGCACCUGAGUGGUUUUAAAUGGGUAAUAAAUACAUUUUAUUUAUAAAUUUCUAGUAAGUAUGUUUGGUGCGCACAUAUUGAGUAAAGAUAAUAUUUAUGGUCACGUUCAGGCAUGUUCGCGUAUACUUUUUUUAAUGUUAUAUAUUAUAUAUAAACGCGUAUGUUCAAGAUUUUCAUACGCUUUUAUUAAAGGUUUUUUUUUUCUGUUUUAACAGAUAAAAUUAUGAGUCAAACAUAACAUUACAUAUGAUCACGUCUAUACCCCUUGCGGGUAGACAGAGCUGACAGUCAAAGGAUUAUGAAUAAAAUAAUAUUAUAAAUUAAUGCAACUGAUGACAGACCACUAAUACUGACCAUAAAUUGUUUAUACUCAAUGCGUGCGAACCUUAUUUAUAAUGUAGUUCAUUUCGUACGAAACUCAUGUAGGGAAAUGAAGAUUUUAGCGGAAAUAGGUAGUAUUUACAAAUAUAAUUAGAUGUGAAAUGGUGCAAUUUUUUUUUAUCCGUAACUCGAUCAAUAUAGGUAACACAAUUAUAAUUGUAAUAUUCCCGUUAAAUUUCCGAAGAAACAGUGAUGAAGAAAGUUACAAAUAAAAAAAAAACAAAUGCAUCUGUUUUCUUUUUUAAUUUUUUUUUCUAAAUGAGUUCCGUAUGGAUUUUUGUGUUAAUCAGUUUAGCGUACCGUACCGGUAAUAUUGUUUUGACAGGGAAAAUAUUUCUCUCACUAUAAUUGUUAUUAUUAUUAUAUUAUUCUUAUGAUUAAAAUUAGUUGUAUUGUGCAUUGUCGAAAUGAUUUGAAGACUCGUUCAAAUUCAAUUUAUUGGAAUGUAAUGCAUUUUUUUAGGCAUAGAAUGUUACUAUGCAAUUAAUUUAGAGAUGGCUCUAAAUAUUUGAGGUAUUUUAUUUUCUGUCAUUGGAAUAAAUUUUAAUUGAAGCGAAAAUAUGAUUUUUCCUUUGUCCAAGCAUAAAAAAGACUUGUAUGUAAUUGAAAGUUGAUCGUUACUAGGGAAACUCAUAGCACAAUUAAUCAAUUUGUAUUAACCAAGGCAAGCACUGUAGAAGUCUAGUGAAAUUUUCACCAAAAACAUCGCUACCACUAGCUUAAAGGGCUUUAAUUAUUUGAGCUUAUGUAGAAGGAAUAUAGUCCGCUAUCGAAAUUGAAGCCUUUUUAAGAUAUUAGUAACUUAUGUGGCGAUUAUAUAUGUACCUACCUAUUUUGAAAUAGAUUUUUCAUUAUGCCUAGUGGUUUAUAUCUGUUUAACGAAGUGUAGUCCAAGGCCGAAUUUGUCAAUGAAAGCAAUAAAUAUUAGAAAGAAUAUUUUCUAUUUAAAUAAAAAAUUAAAAAAAAAAAAUAUUGUUUUUUUUUUACAUGGGGUGAUGAGUCCCAUAGAUAAAUUUAUUAGGCGUUAUAACGGCUACACUUUGUUAUUUCAUACUAAUUAAGGUUAAUUAAUAUUGUACUAAAUUCAAUUAACCGUUUCAACAUUGAUUUGUAUGUAAAUAGCACGUGAAACCCACACCCCUAACAUAGUUAUUUCGGAUUUGUAUAUAGCUAAAAAAAAUGUACAAUAAUCACGGAAAAUGUAAAUUUUAUAAUAAUUAAGCCGUACGAAUGCGUCAGGUCCUAUAUGUUUGUGAAUUGGUUAUAAACAGAAAAAUAAAUUAAAAAAUAAAAUACGUCUCGAAAUGAGUACCUACCUUACGAUUGGCGAGAAAUGAUAAGCAAUUAUUACCAAUGGUGUAUCGUUUAUUUGUUUAUGCGUUUUUUUUAUAUCUGUUUAUCCUUAAAUAUUUGAAUUAAAACAAUAUGUUUAGACUACUCAAAUUUUAAGUUCAUAGUUUAUUUCAAGGUGAUUUAUUUUUUAAAAUUGACAUUCUGAUGUCAAACUUUUCAAAUAUUUCAUUUUCUGUUUAUGACCAAUAGCCUAAGGUCAUUUUUAAUAUAAAAGUAUUCGUUAUAAUGUUUGAUUAUUGGAAUUUGUAUAAUUUUGAGUUAGAUGUGCGAAGGUAAAUUUUUAUAGUUCACAAAUUCGUUUCUAAGUAAAAUGCAGUAAGUAAAUAUGAAACUGUA
Molecule: messenger RNA, 5327 nt
Organism: Amyelois transitella
Lineage: Eukaryota; Metazoa; Arthropoda; Insecta; Lepidoptera; Pyralidae
Product: microtubule-associated protein tau-like
Exons: 6
Coding region: 16-888 (290 amino acids)
Biological process (GO): negative regulation of translational initiation
Cellular component (GO): cytoplasm
Molecular function (GO): mRNA regulatory element binding translation repressor activity
Source: RefSeq, a predicted model, not a curated record